UGCCCCCUGCUGGAGAUGCUGCCACCUCAGCCCCACUCCCCCCUGCCCCCUCACCCCCUCCUCCAGCGGCCGACCUGCCCCCCCCACCCCGCCCGGCCUCCCCCCCGGCUCCUAAGGCCGACGACCCGGAGGAGGAAGCCGCUGUCCAGCUUCCGGCCCCCUCUGAAGAGCAGCAGCGCCCCCCUGAAACCUCGCCGUCCCUGCAGGACCCGCGGCACCCCCUGUCCUACCGGAAAGCCACCAACUUUGCCCUGGACAAGUUCUUGGAUCCGUCGCGGCCCUACAAGUGCACGGUGUGCAAAGAGUCCUUCACCCAGAAGAACAUCCUGCUGGUCCACUACAACUCUGUCUCCCACCUCCACAAGAUGAAGAAGGCUUCAUCCGACCCCACCGCCCCAUCCCGGGGCGACUCGGGGGCCCCCGGUGCCCCCCAACCCUCCUCCGACAAGCCCUACAAAUGCACCACGUGCCGGGUGUCCUACAACCAGAGCUCUACCCUCGAGAUCCACAUGCGCUCGGUGCUCCACCAGACCCGCUCCCGGGUGGCCAAGGCGGAGGCCGCCAGCAAAGGAGAGGCGCCGGAGGCAGGGGAGGUGGGGGAGGCAGCCCCGGCGCCCCCCACCGAAGCCGAACCCCCCAAGAUCCUGGAGGUGCCGACGGCGCUGCCCUUCCCAGCACCGCUCUUCUCCCCGCCGCUGCUGCCGCCGUUCCCGGUUGUGCCGGAAUCGCUCCUCAAGCUGCAACAGCAGCAGCUCCUCCUGCCCUUCUACUUGCACGACCUCAAGGGGGCGCCCAAGCUCGCUCUGGCAGCGCCGGCCCUGGCCCUGCCGGCCCCGUCCGCCCCACUGAUCCUGGCUCCGCCCAAGGAGCCGCCCCCUCCACCGCCACCCCCGCCGCCUGCCCCAGCCAAACCGGAGACAGAGGAGGACGCUGGUGGAGAGGAAGCCAACGUGGCCUCCCACCCGGCGGCCAAGGCUCUGCUGGAGAACUUCGGCUUUGAGCUGGUGAUCCAGUACAACGAGGGCAAGCAGGGGGUGGGGGGCGCGGCUCCCCCUCCGGUGGCCCUGCUGCCCCGCCCGCCAGCCGAGAAGCUGCGGUGCGGCACGUGCGGGAAGGUCUUCUCCAACAUGCUCAUCCUGAAGACGCACGAGGAACAUGUUCACCGGCGCUUCCUGCCCUUCGAGGCCCUCAGCCGCUAUGCCGCCCAGUUCCGGAAGACCUACGACAGCAUGUACCCGCCGGCCGAGGGCACUGCCCCCACGGAGACACCUCUGGUGCCCCCGGGCAUCACCCCUCUCUGCCCACCCUUCCUGAUGCAGCCAGUGCCGGUGGUGGUGCCCCCGGCACUGCCCGAAGCUGAAGGGCGGUGGGUCCGGGGUGAGGAAGAGGAAGCAGGGACAGACCCAUCCCGGGACAGUCAGUCGAGCCGGCGGUUCUCCCGCACCAAAUUCACCGAGUUCCAAUCGCAGGCUCUCCAGUCCUUCUUUGAAGCCAGCGCCUACCCCAAGGAUGGCGAGGUGGAGCGUCUCUCCGUCCUCCUGGGCUUGGCCAACCGGGUCAUCGUGGUGUGGUUCCAGAAUGCCCGGCAGAAGGCCCGGAAGAAUGGCGCCGAGGCUGGGGGUGCCGGAGGGGGCACCGUCACCAGCCAACCCAGCUGUAAGAAAUGCCAAGCCGCCUUCCGGUGCAUCUUCGACCUGGUGCGGCAUCUCAAGAAAUGCUUUGACGACCGGCCCUCAGCGGAAGGCAAUGAGGAGGAGGAGGAAGAAGGAGAGGAAGAGCCGGAGGAAGAGGAACCAGAGGAAGGGCCCGAGCCACCAGCUGAGGAAGAGGAGGAGGAAGAGGAGGAAGAGGCACCAAGGGGCGAUGGAGACCCCAAGGAAGAUCAGCCAGUGAGUGAUGGAGCCAUGGAGCCCCUGGAGAGCAACGCCCCCACAUUCUCCUCCGAUCCACCAGGAGUCCAUGGCUCAGCACUUCUGGCCCCUCAUGACCUGCUGCCGGAGCUGCCCCACAGCCAGGGGGCGCCCAUGAAGAGGAAGCACGAGGACGGGAGCCAGUCGCCGGGCGGCGGGAGCGGCGGCGAAGGGGAUCCUCCGCGAGACAAGCGUCUCCGCACCACCAUCCUCCCGGAGCAGCUGGACAUCCUCUACCGCUGGUACGUGCAGGACUCGAACCCCACCCGCAAGAUGCUGGACUGUAUCUCGGAGGAGGUGGGGCUCAAGAAACGGGUGGUGCAGGUGUGGUUCCAAAACACCCGCGCCAGGGAACGCAAGGGGCAAUUCCGGUGCAGCGCCAGCACCGGGAUCCCCCCCAUCAAGACCUCCCCAUCCUCUUCCUUGGCCAAGUUGAGUCCUGGUGGCGGGAUGGCCAACGUCUCCGUUGGUGGGACCUCCAAUGUCUCCAGUGGCGGGAUGGCCAACGUCUCUGGUGGCGGGACCUCCAGUGUCUCCAGCGGCGGGAUGGCCAAUAUCUCUGGUGGCGGGACCUCCAGUGUCUCCGGUGGCAGGAUGGCCAACAUCUCUGAUGGCGUCUCUGACGAUGGGACAGCCACUGUCCUCUACAGCAUCAACCAGGCCGAGCCAGAGCCGUCAGAGUUGAACGAAGCACGGAGCCCAUCCGGCGGCGAUCUGAGUGAUUCUUCUUCCUCCUCUUCCUCCUCCUUGGCCGAUCCGGAGUCGCCAAGCGGGCAUGGGCUGGCGUUGGAGGGGGCGGCCGGGCUGGAUCUGCUGGGCCAGCGCCGCUACCGGACCCAGAUGUCCAGCCUGCAGCUGAAGAUCAUGAAGGCGUGUUACGAGGCCUACCGAACACCCACCAUGCAGGAGUGCGAGGUGCUGGGUGAGGAGAUCGGCCUGCCCAAAAGGGUCAUCCAGGUCUGGUUCCAGAAUGCCCGGGCCAAAGAGAAGAAGGCCAAGGCGGCCUUGGGCGAGGGGGGCCCUGGGGCUCCCUCCGAGGGCCCCCCUGAGCCUCGGGCUGAGUGCCCCGUCUGCCAAGUCAAGUACGACUUCUACGUCUCCUGCCGUGGCCACCUGUUCUCCCGUGGCCACCUGGCCCGGCUCAAGGAAGCCGUGCAGGCCCAGCUGCGCAGCGAGGGUCAUGAUGGAGCGCCAGGACCCCCGCUCCUGCCCGUCCCCCCUGGAGCGCCCCCGGCAGCCGGUGCCGCAGGCCCCUCCGCCGCCCCCAGCACCGGACUCCUGGGUUCCACGCCGCCAGGACGUCCCUUACCUCAGAGCCAGCUCGGCUCGGCGCCGGAGCCCGCCGGGGAGACCCAGCCGGAGCCGGGAGCCGCCGGAGUGUCGGUCGCCGGAGCCACCAGAGUGUCCGUCGCCGGAGCCGCCAGACUUCCCAGCACCGUGGCCAACCCCACCUCGCCCACCCUAAAGACCCUGAAGGGUUUGAAGCCGACGGUGCCCGCCCUCCUGGGCACCCAGUUCCUGCCCUUCUCCGUGCCAGCGGGCGCCCCAGCCUCCCUGUUCAGCGCCCCGCUGCCCGGCGGCUACUUCCAGCAGCUGUACGGCAUGAAGAAGGGGCUGUUCCCCAUGAAUCCCGUCAUACCUCAGACCCUCAUCAGCCUGCUGCCCGCCCCCGAGGCCCCCGAGCCGGCCGGGGUCUCCACAGUGGACGUGGCCCACCGCUACUUGUGCCGCCAGUGCAAGGCGGCGUUCGAGGGGGAGGAGGCGGCCGCAGCCCACCAGGCCGGCUUCUGUUACUACGGCCAGCCGGCGCCGGCGCCGCUGCGGGUGCCCGUCUGCACCUACCACUGCCUGGCGUGCGAGGUGCUGGUAAGCGGGCGGGAGGCGCUGGGGGCCCACCUCCGCUCCAGCGCCCACCGCCGCAAGGCCAGCCCCGCCCCCGCCGCCAGCCCCGCCCCUGGCCCCGCCCUGGCCUUUGCCAAAGAGGAAGCAAAGUUACCUCACUCGGACCCCAGCCCAAAAAGCAACUCUACCUCGACCACGCUUCUAGCUUUAUGA
Molecule: messenger RNA, 3965 nt
Organism: Terrapene triunguis (Three-toed box turtle)
Lineage: Eukaryota; Metazoa; Chordata; Testudines; Emydidae
Gene: ZFHX2
Product: zinc finger homeobox 2
Exons: 2
Biological process (GO): regulation of transcription by RNA polymerase II; brain development; regulation of neuron differentiation
Cellular component (GO): nucleus
Molecular function (GO): DNA-binding transcription factor activity, RNA polymerase II-specific; RNA polymerase II cis-regulatory region sequence-specific DNA binding
Source: RefSeq, a predicted model, not a curated record